CACUAGAGGUCACUCACUACCAGUGAUCAGCUCACGCUACGUCCAACAUAGCAACCACGCCCUACUCCGACCCUCGAAGCACUACCGCGGCUUCGCCGGCCACCUGCGAUUCGGACAAUGGCGUCGCAUCAAGAAACCAGGAAGCAGACCACGAAGGGCCGAGAGGAGGAAGGUCAAGACCAAGCGAUGAGCCUAGAGGAGAUCGGCAAGUACCGCACCGAGGCGCAGCAGCGCUCCACGGACGCCAUCCGCGCGGCCGAGGGGCGGUUUAACAAGGCAAACAAGGCUGAGCAUGGCGGCACCAAGGGAGCGGUGGCCGUGGCCCAGCAGGCGCCCGGCGCCACCACGGUGGUGUCGUAUCAGGAGACAAUGAAGCAGCCCGCGAAGCAGGGGGAAAGCCAGGGGAUGGGCCAGGGCACCGAGGCGAAGCAGUGGCUGGCGGACGCCUCCAGCGAAGCCAGGGAGCGGUGCAACCGGGCCCUGGGGACGAGCCCGGCCGCGGCGCACGACGGCAAGGGGGCGGAGGCGGCCCACGCGCCGGCAGCCGCGGCUCCACUCCAACAAGCCAAGAAGUCGUCCACGGAGCAGGAGGGUGGUCAAGCCUGCAGCCAUCUGACGAGGCAGGAGGAGAUGGGGAGGCACGGCGGCGAGGCGCACAAGAGCUCGGCCGCGGGAGAGAAGCAUGAUAAGGGCACGGAGGCCGGCGCUGCAGCCGGACACGGAACGGAAGGCACGGCCACGAACCCGCUUGGCGCUACGGCGGACUACGCCGCGGCAAAGGGCACCGAGGCCAAGGACGCCGGGGCGCGCGGCGCGCAGGCCACCGAGGAGAAGACCAAGGAGGCCGCGGGGACCGCCGUGGACUACACCAAGCAGGCGACCGCGAAGGCGAAGGACGUCACUGCCAGUGCGGCGGGGACGACCAUAGAGUACGCGAAGCAGGUCGCCUCGAAGGCCAAGGACGUCACUCUGAGCACAGGCGGGACGGCCGCGGAGUACGCGAAGCAGGCGGCAGUGAAGGGCAAGGAUGUCACGCUGAGUACCGGCGGGACGGCCGCGGAGUACGCGAAGCAGGCGGCGGUGAAGGGCAAGGACGUCACGCUGAGCACGGGCGCGACGGCCGCGGAGUACGCGAAGCAGGCGGCGGUGAAGGGCAAGGACGUCACGCUGAGCACGGGCGAGACGGCCGCGGGGUACGCCAAGGCCGCCACCGAGAAGGCGAAGGAGGCGGCGGUCGCGACGGCAAAGACGACGGCCGGGUACACGCAGCAGGCGGCGGUGAAGGCCACGGACGUUACGGUGUCCACCGGAGCGCAGGUGGCGCAGAAGGCGAAGGAGGUGACGGCGGACACCGCGCACAGGGUGGCGGAGUACGCGAAGGAGAAGGCAGAGCAAGGCAAGGAGAGCGCGGCCCGCGCCGCCGACAAAGCGGAGGAGCCGGGCUAUGACGCGACCACGCACGCCAAGGACUCAGCCUCACAGACGGCGGAGAAGGCCCGCGACAUGACCGGACAACACAAAGACAGGGCCAAGGACAGCGUCGGAGACAUGACGCGCAAGGCAGAGGGCAAGGCCGAAGAGACCGAGGACAAGAUGAAGGACACGGCUGGAUCCAUGGCGCAAAAGGCGAGCGACACCGCCGGACGUGCCAAGGACACAGCAAAAGACGCGGCUGGCGACAUGACGCAGAGGUCGAAGGACGCCGCUGCCCAGGCCAGAGACAAGGCCAAGGACACUACCUCACACGCAGAACAGAAAGCAGGUGAAGCGAAGGACAGCGCGACGGAGACGGGCAAGACCGGCGCCGGAGGCGUGACGACGAAGGCGAAGGAGGCGGCUGGUGGCGACGAGGACACGACGAUAGUGGGCGACGUCCUGGAGGCGGUGGGCGCGACCGUGGUCGGGUUAGCGCAGCACACCAAGGGAAUCGUCGCCGGCGAGGAGGAACUGGUCCCUCUCGAAGGCGAGGAGGGGAAGGUCACCGGAGCGAAAGAAGAGAAGCGCAAGUCCCCUUGAUGGAGCCGCUGCUAUGCUCUUGGGUCGUCGCCGGAGUCCGGACUCGCCGUGUACUGCUUUUGCAAACACGUCUGAGUAGAAUAAUGUUGUUGGUGUGCGUGUGUUGCCAUAUCGGUGUGUGAUCGUCUGUACAUAUGUACCUAUAUAUCGAUAUAGUGU
Phragmites australis (common reed) is the source of this 2175-nucleotide messenger RNA. Its product is annotated as embryonic protein DC-8-like. The transcript is spliced from 2 exons. Lineage: Eukaryota; Viridiplantae; Streptophyta; Magnoliopsida; Poales; Poaceae. The record is from RefSeq and is a predicted model, not a curated record. Bases 118 to 2016 code for a protein of 632 amino acids.